UGAUUGUGAAUAGAUUAAUAAUUAUGAAUUUUAAUAAAUUACGUCAGUGUUAUAAACCUAUAUUUUUUAAAUUGUUAUUUCAUAAUAUGUUUAUUAAACCAGAAAAAAAUAUUUAUAAUAAAUUGUUAAAAAUCUCUUCAUAUAGGAUAUUUCCUUACGGUAAUUUACAAAAAAAAAGAAGUAUUUGCGAAGUCAUUUAUUUAACAAUUUAUAAAAAAUAUGAAAGUUCAAGCUAUCUCACAAUUUUCAACUUCACUUCUUAACAAUAAAAUCAUGUCUGAAGAAUCAUAUGAUGUUGGUUAUAGUGAUAUUUUAAGAGCUCAAAGAGACCGUGAUAUUUUAAUUAUUGAUGUUAGAGAAAAAGAAGAAAUUGGUGAAACUGGAAAAAUACCUGGAAGUAUUAAUAUACCAAUGUCUGAUGUUGAAAAUACAUUGAUAAACUUUUCGAAUAAAGAAUUUAAAAAUAAGUUUAACAAAGAGAAACCUUCCAAAAAUACAAAAAUCAUAUUUUGCUGUAGAGCUGGAAGAAGAAGUGGUAUAAUUCAGAAACAAAUGCAAAAACUUGGAUAUAAAAAUACCUAUAAUUAUAUCGGAGGAUGGCGGGAUUGGGAAAGAAGAAGUAAAAAAUAAAAGCAAAUUAAAAAAUAA
Messenger RNA from Apis laboriosa (Himalayan honeybee), 648 nucleotides. RefSeq names its product rhodanese domain-containing protein CG4456-like. The coding region runs from base 220 to 630 and encodes 136 amino acids. Gene Ontology annotation, molecular function: thiosulfate-cyanide sulfurtransferase activity. Lineage: Eukaryota; Metazoa; Arthropoda; Insecta; Hymenoptera; Apidae. Gene Ontology annotation, cellular component: mitochondrion. The record is from RefSeq and is a predicted model, not a curated record. The transcript has 4 exons.